Nicotiana attenuata is the source of this 1921-nucleotide messenger RNA. Its product is annotated as probable inorganic phosphate transporter 1-7. The transcript has 4 exons. Gene Ontology annotation, cellular component: membrane. Gene Ontology annotation, molecular function: phosphate transmembrane transporter activity. NCBI's taxonomy places the organism in Eukaryota, Viridiplantae, Streptophyta, Magnoliopsida, Solanales, Solanaceae. Gene Ontology annotation, biological process: phosphate ion transport; transmembrane transport. The record is from RefSeq and is a predicted model, not a curated record. Bases 146 to 1729 code for a protein of 527 amino acids.
UCAUCUCCCUAAGCUUAAUUAAAUCUCUCGUUCCCCACACAGGGAAAAUUAGACUGAAUCUCUCUGCUCUCUCUUUCUCCACCAUUUUUCUAGCAAUAGCAGCUAGAUCAAAGGAGAAGAGAAGAGUGAAGAAGAAUUAGAUAAAAUGGCAGGGGAUCUAAAGGUUUUGAAUGCACUAGAUGCAGCAAAAACACAAUGGUAUCAUUUCACUGCAAUUAUUAUUGCUGGGAUGGGAUUUUUCACAGAUGCCUAUGAUCUCUUCUGCAUUUCUUUAGUCACUAAAUUACUUGGCCGAAUUUACUAUCAUGUUGAUGGCUCUCCAAAACCUGGAUCUUUACCUCCUGGUGUUUCAGCAGCUGUUAAUGGAGUUGCGUUCUGUGGAACCCUUACAGGGCAACUCUUUUUUGGUUGGCUUGGUGACAAAUUGGGCAGGAAAAAAGUCUAUGGCAUAACACUAAUGCUCAUGAGUCUUUGUUCCAUUGGUUCUGGUCUUUCUUUUGGUAAAGAACCAAAGACAGUAUUAGCCACACUUUGCUUCUUCAGGUUCUGGCUAGGAUUUGGUAUUGGUGGUGAUUACCCUCUUUCAGCUACUAUUAUGUCUGAAUAUGCUAAUAAAAAGACUAGGGGUGCUUUUAUUGCUGCUGUUUUCGCUAUGCAAGGAUUCGGUAUUCUGGGUGGAGGAAUCUUCGCCAUCCUGGUCUCUGCUAUAUUCGAGGCCCGAUUUAAGGCUCCUCCAUACAAGGUUGAUCCAAUUGGUUCAACUGUUCCACAAGCAGACUAUGUUUGGAGAAUUAUAUUAAUGGUUGGAGCACUUCCUGCACUUCUCACUUACUAUUGGAGAACAAAAAUGCCAGAAACUGCUCGUUACACUGCAUUAGUUGCCAAGAAUGUAAAACAAGCAACUGCAGAUAUGGAAAAAGUAAUGCAAGUUGAUAUUGAAACAGAACAAAAAGAAGAGCCAAAAAUUGCUGUUACAACUAGAGGAAAAUCAGGCAAUGAUUUUGGUUUAUUUUCUAAAGAAUUUCUUCGUCGACAUGGACUUCAUUUACUUGGCACAACAAGUACAUGGUUUCUUCUUGAUAUUGCAUUUUAUAGCCAAAAUUUGUUCCAAAAAGAUAUCUUUAGUGCAAUUGGAUGGAUUCCUCCUGCCAAUACUAUGAAUGCAAUUCAAGAAGUUUUCAAAAUUGCUAGAGCACAAACACUUAUUGCUCUAUGUAGUACAGUGCCAGGGUAUUGGUUCACAGUCUUUUUAAUUGAUAGAAUUGGGAGGUUUACUAUUCAAUUACUUGGUUUUUCUAUGAUGACAGCAUUCAUGUUUGCUUUAGCCAUUCCUUAUAACCAUUGGACACACCCCAACAAUCGUAUCGGAUUCGUUGUCCUGUACUCACUGACAUUCUUUUUCGCAAACUUUGGACCUAACUCAACCACAUUUGUCGUGCCAGCUGAGAUAUUUCCAGCUAGAUUACGUUCCACGUGUCAUGGAAUAUCGGCUGCAGCAGGAAAAUUAGGGGCAAUGGUUGGUGCUUUCGGGUUUUUAUAUUUGGCUCAGCCACAAGAUAAGAGUAAGGUUGAUGAAGGGUACACUGCUGGUAUAGGAGUGAAGAAUUCUCUUAUUGUGUUGGGAUUUGUUAAUCUUUUGGGUACAUUGUUUACUUUCUUGGUUCCUGAAUCUAAAGGGAAAUCUCUUGAAGAAAUGUCAAGAGAAAAUGAUGAUGCAGAUGAAGCUUAAGCAAAAUAGGAUUAGAUAGAUAGAGUUUUUAAGGAAACCUUGUUUCUCUUUUUGGUGCUUUUCUUUUUCUCUACAUAGUUUUCAGCUAUUAUAUUUCUAUUUUGUUAAACUCUAGGUAGUGGUUGUUACUCUCUUUUAUUUAGGAUCAUACUUUAAGUUCCAGUAUCAGCUAUAAAUUACUCCAUUCGUUCA